This is a messenger RNA of Angiostrongylus costaricensis, 951 nucleotides long. The record is from the annotation of a GenBank genome assembly. Lineage: Eukaryota; Metazoa; Nematoda; Chromadorea; Rhabditida; Metastrongylidae.
AAUCGCUCAAGCAACGGUGGAAGUUCGGACAUUUUCUCGGGCAUGGCGUUCACUGAAGCCGAACUCAUGGGCGAUCUGCCCAAAAAGAAGUUCACUGGAAGAUGUAGACUUUUUGUUGGAAAUCUUCCUAACGAAGUGAAAGAAGCUGAGCUCAAGGAUCUGUUCGCACCACACGGUGACAUCGCAGAAUGCUACCUCAGCGGAAAAGGAUUCGCUUUCCUUAGAAUGGACACUCGUGCUCAUGCCGAAAGCGCAAAGGAGGCGAUCGACGGUCGUGUUAUUCACGGACGUCAGGUUCGCGUUCGCUUUGCUGUGCACGGCGCAGCUCUAAGAGUGAAGGAGCUCUCACCGACAGUAUCUAAUGAGAUGCUCUAUCAUGCAUUCUGUCAUUUUGGCGAAGUUGAACGCGCCGUGCACAUAGUUGAUGAGAAGGGUCGUCCGACCGGCGAAGGAAUUGUCGAGUUUGAACGCAAGCCAUCAUGCAACGAGGCCAUCUCGGCAAUUAAGGAAAAGGUCUUCUUGUUGACUGCGAGUCCUAAGCCUCUUAUCGUCGAAGUUCUCGAGCCGAGAGAUGAGGACGAUGGACUUGCAGAAAGAAUGAUUCCUAGAACUGCCCAGCUUAUUAAGGAACGUGAACUCGGUCCUCGUUUCCCUGCACAAAACAGUUUCGAAUUUGUAUAUGGUAUGAAGUGGAAGGAGCUGUAUGAAAUGGAGAGACAGCGUAGAAAUCAGUUGGAAGAGGAACUGAGGGAUGCACGUCGUCGUCUCGAAGCUGACAUGGAAUUAGCUUACCAAGACUAUCAAGCUCAGAUGCUCCGUGAGGGUCAGUUAGUUUCAUUUUAUUUUUUUGAAAAGAAAUCUUACGAUUUCUCGAAUAUAAAUGGCGUGCAUUUUUACCUUCUCGUUGGGAGACCAAACUUCUUCAUCAGCCUUAUUGUUUCCCGUAGUUAA